AUGCAAUCCUUGUCUAUGGAGCUUUUUCAAUGUUCGUAUUCUCGCAAAGACAAGACAAGAAAAGCGUCCUUCGGCGCACCACCCGAUCAGCGCCCAAGUACACUCCUCAAUGCCUCUCCCAACCCAGGCACCCUGACCGACCUCGCCGCCCUCCUGCGUCUUCCCGCCUUACUCGUCAUCGCCCUGCCACCAGAUUAG
This is a messenger RNA of Parastagonospora nodorum SN15, 198 nucleotides long. RefSeq lists its product as hypothetical. The transcript has 2 exons. NCBI's taxonomy places the organism in Eukaryota, Fungi, Ascomycota, Dothideomycetes, Pleosporales, Phaeosphaeriaceae. The coding region runs from base 1 to 198 and encodes 65 amino acids. The record is from RefSeq and is a predicted model, not a curated record.